This is a messenger RNA of Halichondria panicea, 1177 nucleotides long. RefSeq names its product U4/U6 small nuclear ribonucleoprotein Prp3-like. Gene Ontology annotation, cellular component: U4/U6 x U5 tri-snRNP complex. Gene Ontology annotation, biological process: mRNA splicing, via spliceosome. The record is from RefSeq and is a predicted model, not a curated record. Lineage: Eukaryota; Metazoa; Porifera; Demospongiae; Suberitida; Halichondriidae.
CUAACCCUUCCAUCUAUUGUGGUACUAAACAUAAUUGUAACUGAGUAGCCUGCUCUGUCUAUAUAUUGUACACGUACCCAAGCUUACUAUAUAGUGUUAAUAUUUCUACAGGGGGUUUGUUGAUUCUUCCGAAUGCUCUGUGACUAGACAGUACACACCAAUCUCUCCACCGGAUGAAGAUGGUUCCUUUGCUGUGCUUAUCAAGCUACGCCCACGCCACCCUCUCCCAAGUUCCACCCCAGUCACGCUUCAAAGGCAUCACAAGUCUAAUCGAACAUCCGGUGAAAGUACAGCCUCCAGCAGAACCAAACAAAAUGGCUGCCCUCCCGAUUAUCCUGACAUCAAGAGAGAGGAAGAAGCUCCGAAAGCAGCGGAGGAGAGAGGCAGAGAGAGAAAACGAGAAGAUACAGUUCGGUCUUAUUGACAAACCUGAACCAAAGGUCCGUAUUAGCAACCUGAUGAGAGUGUUGGGCAGUGAGGCAGUACAAGAUCCCACUAAAGUAGAGGCACAUGUCCGAGCUCAGAUGGCCGAGAGACAAAGGACGCACGAGGCGGCUAACUUGUCUCGUAAGCUCACGCCCGCGCAAAGAAGUGCUAAGAAAGUGGCAAAGAUGAAGGAAGACUUGUCAUGUGGUGUGCAUGUGACUGUGUACAGGGUUCACGACCUCUCAAAGCCGGCAAUAAAGUUCAAAGUGGAUAUGAACGCACAGCAGUUACACUUGACUGGUUGUGUCAUGUUGUUCCCCGAUGUCAACCUCGUUAUUGUGGAGGGAGGUCCUAAAGCACUGAAGAAGUUUAAGAGGCUCAUGAUGAACAGGAUAAAGUGGAAGCCCAAGAAAGCGGCAGCAGAUGAUGAUAACGACUCGGACGGUGAAGGUCAUGUGACUAACAUGUGCAGUGUGGUGUGGGAGGGGGUGGUCCACGACAGGGCGUUCAAUGAUUGGAGGGUGCGUAACUUCCCCACCGAGCCUCUCGCACGAGAUCAUCUCAAGCGACAUAAGAUUGAACAUUAUUGGGACCUGGCGCUGAGUCAGCGAAUUGUGGAGCAGGAAGAGGAGGAGUCUUGAUCACAUGAUCACAUGAUAUAGUCACAUGACAUAUUGGACAUUAUACAUGACUUUUUGUAGAUAUCAUAUAAUUAUUAUGAACUUGGUUAAGAAUAUCUAAUUAUAGGUCA